This is a messenger RNA of Dreissena polymorpha, 3616 nucleotides long. RefSeq lists its product as uncharacterized. The record is from RefSeq and is a predicted model, not a curated record. Lineage: Eukaryota; Metazoa; Mollusca; Bivalvia; Myida; Dreissenidae. The transcript is spliced from 19 exons. Bases 104 to 3205 code for a protein of 1033 amino acids.
GCACCAAUGGUAAUUUUGCGUUCGUUUGUUAAGUAGGCAAGAGUAAGAUUGAAACUCAUUCGACAUCAAGAAACGAAACUCUUCUGCGUGUUUGAGACAAUACAUGAUGAUCGUCUCGUACAUUUUAGCGUUUUGUGUUGGCGUCACAGUGGCUAAAGAUGGCUCGAAUUGUUCUUCAAAAAAUGAUCUACCGUUUCUGAUCGAGAGGGUAGCUGGGUACAACAGAAGUACUUCAGAACAAGCGAUAACCGACUUUUACCUAAACGAGGGCUGGUACAGCAUACCCGGCUUCACACUCUCAUCCGAUCCAUUAAACAAAUGUGGAUCUCACAACUUUUGGUAUAUGAAAGGUAGAGCGCUACCUGGAACGAACACGAUAUCCACAAACACUGUUUGCUUUGCGGAUGGAUCUGAUUGCACAUUCUCAAAACAGAUCAAAGUGAAACGUUGUUCGGCAAACGACUACAGAUUUUAUCUUCCUCCUACUGACGCAAGCGACGAGGCAUAUUGCACUUCUCCGUUGAAUGCUUCCGGUGUUGUCGAUCCUGUACCAAACGUGACUUACAUAAAACCAAAGAUCGAAGUUCGUACUACUGAAGCUCUCAUGCUUGAGUGUACAUGUAACUUUACUGUAAAACCCGAUGACACAAAGUUGUUGUACACAGUCGAAUGGACGAUAACGGACACCAGUGGAAAAAUUAAACACCUACAAACGACGACGUCAAACAAAAGCGUUGACAAACAGUUCGUCGAUGAAACAAAAUUAACGGAAAGCACUCUUAUUAGCAACGGGAUCGAUACAUUAGGUUUUCGUAUAAUGUGUUCUGUCCGCGUCAAGUCUUCGAUGGAUGGGCGGUACAGCCCUGCGAUGAGCAGCGAUAGUACAUUUUUGGGAAUUGAGGUACUUUCGGAACCUGAGAUACGUCUUGUGGGGAAUGAAAAAGUCAACAUAAGUGUUCGGCUUACGGUUCCGUUCCGUUGUAGAACAGAAUUAACACAUUGUACCUAUGACUUCUUGCUUUUCAUCCCAGUCGAUUAUGGGUCCUGCAAUAGUCAGAGCAUAAGAACAACAGAACGAGACAAUAACUGGAUAUGCGGAGCAAGAUUUGGAAAACAAGAUGUGGAUACAAUCAAAAACAUUACCAUUGCAAUUUUCCAUGGUCAUACGUCAAACAACAUAAUUGGCAAAAUGUACAAUGUUUUCUUUCGGACAAGAAGUUUAGUUGGCAAUAGAUUAUUUUCAGACUACGUCCCGGAUCCUAUACGGAUACAAUCCGUGGUUGAUUACAAAACAGUUUCCAAUGCUUUGUGCUAUUCGCAUGGUGAUCCACAAGUCAAAGCCUUUGAAGCAAGAGAUUCAUGUCAAAUCCAAGAGGCUGGAAUUUUCAUGUUAUACCGAAAUAAGGAGUACAAUAUUGAGGUUCAUACCAAUCAUACAUCAUGUGGGCGGUAUGGGUAUUGUAAUAUCGCUGUAGCUAUCUGUGUUGGUCGAGACGUGUACGUUUUUGACUUAGCAAAUCAUCAAACAGCAUUUACUAGGUGCGACGAUAGAGUAAUGGCUGGCAAAAUUCUUAGAGAUGGACAAUAUAGAUACAAGAUAUUACUUCCGACUGGCGCAGAAAUGACUAUAAAUGUAGGAAGUUUUCUACAGAUUGAUAUAAAACCUGGCCUUCGUGACUUUGACAAAACGGACGGACUGUGUGGAAAAUUCGACAACGAUUCUAAAAAUGAUGUUGAUUUAUGUAAAACAUCCGGAAGCUGGAAGAUUGAUGCAAAGGAUAGUCUCUUCAACGAAAAAUACGUGCAGAGCUUGCAAGGCUGGUCCGAGAAGCUAAACUUAUGCACGUGCAACUGUGAUUAUACGAAAGACUGUCCGCUCAGUGACACAAUCACUUGUAGUCCAGAUUCGCGGGAAUGGUGCAAUAUUAACUUGUACAAGAAUGUGAGCCACGGGCUGUGCUAUAUCGGACGCCACAAACGAAGUGCAGAUGUUCACAGACGCCAUGAAUUUCAGUUGGAAGUUGGUCAAUCAAAGAAAAACAUUAAACGCCCUCGUCGUGAAGUAACGCAAGGACCAAUUGAUUUGAAUGCUGCAAGAAGCAUUUGCCUGCGGGAAAUGAACACUUCAAUCGUGCAGAUCUGCUCAAGACUUCCGGGACUUGACGUGGGGUCGUAUUAUGAAGACUGUGCAAGGGACUUUAUGGUAACAAAUUCCCACGAAUGGGUACAUCAACAUAUUGAAGGCUUGAAGCAGAAAUGCCUGCACUUUGUAGAGGUCAGACAACCACUGCCCCAACAUGUACUAGAACACGUUUAUAUGGUCCAGGAAAUUCAUACGAAUGGUACAAACGAUAACUCGUUCUUUGAUUCAGACCUGCUUAAACGAAUAAAAGAUGCGUCUUGCCCUAACGAGUGCAGCAAAAAUGGACACUGUGUAAAUGGCGAAUGUAAGUGUCAAAAUAGCUAUAUAGGCGAGGAUUGCUCCAAACUGUACAGUGAGUCCCCAGAAAUGAUUGGCAUACCAGACAAUGGGCUGUGCGAUCUGGCUGAGAGACCUUGUGAACAGACCAUGGUUAUUGGACGAAAUUUUGUGGAAUCAUACAAUCUCUCUUGUAAAUUAGUACCAUUAAAGGUAGACCAAGCUAACCAAGUGCAAAGAGGCAAUCCAGAUAUACAAAUGGCAAAGAUGGACACGUUUGCACAAGUACUGUGUCCUUUAACACAAAACCCGGACAGAAAACGGCGUUUCGCUCAGUUUGACAUUUACACCCUUACAAUCGGCUACUUCAUCUCCAUUAGCAACAACCGUGAGAUUUUCAGCCAAGAAGACUCCAUCGUUAUUUUUAAUUCGGUGUGUUUGAGUUGCACAAAACAAGCAGGCCUGAUCCAAUGCAAACAAAAGUCAGGAUAUUGUGCUCACGAGGGGCGAUGCUACAUGGAAGGUGAUAAACUGGACUGCUUCACGUGUCAGGGGUCUCCUCUCGCUUGGAAACCAGGAAAAGAGUGUCGCCCUCCUGCAAAAGUCAAAAGUGACGACAAACUAUGGAUCAUAGGAAUGGUUACUGCGGUCCUUUUUGUGCUCGCAGUGAUUAUAGUGAUGGUCUAUAAGUGUAUUAGCCCAAAAAUGAAGGUGAAUGUUCUCCAACAGCGUUAUGGCAGUCCGGAGCUCCCAGCAAAGACGGCAUAUAGAACCAAAUUCAACUAGAAGAAAAACACGAGGAUUGAACAUCAACACACGUAUAUAUUUAUGAUAUAUGCUGGUACAACCGUGUAAUGCUUAACAUUAGCACAGAAGUUUCAUUGACUGCUAUCCGUGUGUCUUUUACAUUAUUGUACUCUUCUAUAAUGUUUUCAUCUUAUGUUCUUCUAUGAAAUACUAUUUUGGAAUCAUCGUAGUUGUAGAUAUUUGUAUAUUCAUAUUACUUAACUAUGUGAGUUUAAAAAAGCUGUAUCAUAUGUUUUAACUGUCAAUCUUUUUGUUCUUUAAUCAGAUGUUGUGUGUAAUCGGGAUGUUUUGUUUAAAUAAAAUCUGGUGAAUACAUUUAAUAGAAUCCGAAAUUCAUGUUAUAUGUAAAAACAAUUGCGAUACCGAAUGUUAAUAAAUCAUUGACUUUGA